This is a messenger RNA of Gekko japonicus, 5011 nucleotides long. Its product is annotated as rho GTPase-activating protein 7-like. The transcript has 14 exons. Gene Ontology annotation, molecular function: protein binding; GTPase activator activity; lipid binding. Bases 223 to 3369 code for a protein of 1048 amino acids. Gene Ontology annotation, biological process: signal transduction; regulation of Rho protein signal transduction; actin cytoskeleton organization. NCBI's taxonomy places the organism in Eukaryota, Metazoa, Chordata, Lepidosauria, Squamata, Gekkonidae. The record is from RefSeq and is a predicted model, not a curated record.
GGGUUGGGAAAGCGUGCUUGGCGCCACAUGCUCCGGUUGGAGGCGCCGCUUGCACUGCCGCUACUGUAAACAACAACACCCCCCAAAACCCCAGGAUUUUACCCCGACUUGAGGAUUGGUGAGCCGCCGAGUUUCUCAUCCCGUGGGAAUGGAGAAAAGGCUGGCUGGAGAGUGAAACCGGGGCGUCCGCAGUCACCACGGUUAACGGAGCGCCGAGCCAAGAUGAUCCUCACACAAAUUGAGGCCAAGGAAGCCUGUGAGUGGCUGAAGGCUGCUGGUUUCCCUCAGUAUGCUCAAAUGUUUGAAGAUAUGCAGUUCCCAAUUGAUAUCAAAACUGUGAGGAAAGAUCAUGAAUUUUUAGAUCAAGAUGCAGUAGACUCCCUGUACAGGCGUUUACAUACAUUGAAUAAGUGUGCAGCAAUGAAAGUGGAAAUAAAUCGGCAAAGGAAGCGGAGCGAUGAAUCUGAGGAGGAUGAACCUUGUGCACUAAGUAACAAGUGGACUUAUGAGAAGUGUACACAGAGAUGGUCUCGUCUUGAGAGUUUAGAAGGUUUUGGAGCUUCGGUAGCUGACAGUUUGAGGCUUAAGAGCAUUGGCAGUGGGGAUAUAGCCUUUUCUGACCGUGGGGAGAGAAAUGAUGAGUCUUCAGUUCACAGUACUAGCAGUGGUGAUAGUGACCUAAUCAGCUUCCCAAAGACUUUUGAGGAGGUGGAGACUAGCAGGAGUUCGUCCAUGUGUUCCUCAAAUAAAUUGGCAUCUCCCGACUCUACCUUCAGUUGCUCUUCGUCUCCUUGUGAAACCUUGAAUAUAAUCAGUGAGGACAAGCUUUUGGAUAAACCAUCCAACAAAAAGGGAAGGAGCUUCCUGAAGAAAAUGGAGAAGCUGCGCAUAAGAAGCAGCAGUCUAAAGAGAGAGCCUAAUUCAAAGGCCAAACCUAUGAUCACUGAGCCUAUUCUAUUAGAGGGACUAACUGAAGAAAAGCUGAGAAACCUCAACUGUGUGAAUAUCAGUGACAUGUCCAAUAUCCCGAUGAUGCAGUCCUCCUCUUACUCACCACAGACCUGCAGUAGCAGCAGCCAGUCUGAAAACAGCAGUACUGUGAGCACCCCAAGCCCUAUUAUCAAAGCCAGGAGGCACAGUAGCAGAGGAGGGAUGUAUGCAGAGGGCUUUGAUGCCAGCAAGCUUUCUGUGUGGAAUGAUCUCUCGGAGCAUAACUUGAAAAAUGAGAUAUAUUUGCAUGAAAAUAAAGUGUUUCAAGUGCCACAAGGCCAUAAGCCUGGGACAUUCCCCAAAGCACUGACUUACAGCCUUUUAUCUCCGCUAGACAACACUGCAGUGAACUGGAGAACUGGGAGUUUUCAUGGGUGCCACAGAAAUAGGGUUCACAUGGGUUCUCAAGGCUCCGAAACACCACCGGGCUCUCAUUCAUUGAUAGAUAACAGACUGAGCAUAUAUGACAAUGUACCUGGCAGUCCUGUCCAUAUUAACAAAAUGGAUACACCAGACACGGGAGAUGACGAUGUUUUUACAGAACUAGACAAUGUUAUGGAACAUGUUAACGGGCUCAGGAAGUUGGUCAGUCAGUGGUCAGAGAAAUUCUCUGAUGAUGGGGACUCGGACUCUGCCAGUCACUCCAACCAAUCCGCUUCUCCAUGCCCAUCAUCCCCUAAGGAAAUCCAUCUCGAGAUUAAAAAGCAUUCGGAGGAGAAAUUGGUGGAACUGCCCAUCAUUGAUGGAGAAGAUGACUGCAAGAGUGCCAGUGAGGAUCGUUUUGCAGAACUGGCCUGUGUAACAGAAUCAGGGAUAAGACUGACACCAUCAUGUUCUAUCAGACCUGUGGAAGGCAUGAAUUUGGAAAAUCUUUCUAUACAACUUGACAGACAGUCAGCAGCCCACCUAAACCGAAUACAGAAGCUUGCUUUAUUAAAACUGACUUCUUUAAUGGACAAAUACACUCCUUCCAGCAAGCAAGGAUGGAACUGGACUGUUCCGAAGUUCAUUAGAAAAAUAAAAGCCCCUGAUUAUAAGGACAAAAAUGUAUUUGGAGUACCAUUAUUGUUAAAUGUCCAGAGAACAGGUCAUCCUCUUCCAAGGAGCAUACUCCAGGCCAUGGACUACUUAAGAGACAAUUUUCUUGACCAGGUUGGCCUUUUCAGAAAAUCCGGUGUGAAAUCAAGGAUCCUCUCCUUACGGGAAAUGAAUGAAAAUGACCCUCACAGUGUAACUUAUGAGGGGCAGUCAGCAUUUGAUGUGGCGGAUAUGGUGAAACAGUAUUUCCGAGACCUUCCAGAACCUAUAUUUACCAGCAAACUCUGUGAAUCCUUCCUUAACAUCUACCAAUAUUUGCCUAAAGAUCAGCAAUUUUGUGCUGUCCAGGCUGCUGCUAUUCUGCUUCCAGAUGAAAAUCGUGAAGCUUUGAAAAUUCUACUCUUCUUUCUCAGGGAUGUAGUAGCUUUUGUCGAGGAAAACCAAAUGACACCUACCAAUCUUGCUGUCUGCCUUGCACCAUCUUUGUUUCACCUUAAUUCCCUGAGAAGAGAAAGUUCCUCAUCAUCUAGAUCCAGCCAGAGAAAAUAUAGCACGGGGAGACCUGACCAGAGAGAUCUGAGUGAGAAUUUAGCUGCAACACAAGGCCUGGCCCACAUGAUAAUGGAGUGCCACAGACUCUUUCAGAUACCUGACUACUGCUUUGAUGAGGGUUAUGAAGAUUUCCAUAAUCUAAACUUCUUAACUGAAACAAAUCAAACCAUCUUAACAAGCCUUUGCAGCACAGUGAUCUCCCUGGAACACUCUAUGCAGGAUUUGCUCCGAGAUGCCAAGGAGAAAUUCAGGAACUGGGUUGCUUGUUCCAUUGUGGAAGGUGUAGAUUCUGGUUAUAAAAAGGUGGAAGAUAACUGUUAUCUCCGUUUAUGGAGAGCUUCUGUUGAAAUUGAUGCCACCCCUAAAGCUGUUCUACACCGUGUACUGAUGGAACAGCAUCUGUGGGACCCAAGACUUCAGCAGUCAAAGAUCCUAGAGGUCUUAGAUGAUGACACAGACAUCUAUCACUACACAACAGAGAGCAUGUCUCCACUUCCUGGACGAGACCAUGUGAUCCUAAGGACUUGGCGAACUGAUCCUCAAAGUGGGACUUGUGUGCUAGCAGCUACCUCAACAGAGAGUGAAGGUGCUAAAUUGAAUGGGAUCCUUGCUAAGGUCUUUCUGUGUCAGUUCCUUAUAGAAGCAGUUGGCUCCCAUAAAUCCAAAGUGACACACGUUUGUCGAAUAGAUAAAAGGGGCCAGACACUAGAAUGGUACAACAGGGCUUUUGGUUACAUUUGUUCUGCAGAACUGAUAAGGAUUAAAGAGUCCUUCAGAACUUCACAGUGACUUUCUGGUUUUGGACAAGGCAAUGAGUGGUGCCCAAAACGGUUUAUCCCCCAGAAUCUGAGCAAAGGUUGACUAGAUUAUAUUAUUUUGAUCAGCUAAGAGUGCUACAUAGAAAUUAAAUGUUACUAGCAUUUUAUGAGGGGAUUUUUUUGUCUUCUGUUGAAGCAUGUUCUUGAACUGGCAGACACUAUGCAACAUUUUAGAUAGGUAAUCUUUUCAUCAUAUAAAUUUUAAUAUAAAACUAUCAGAGUUAAGUUAUUUUUAAAAAGAACACCUUAACGUGUUCUAAAUAUAUUUUAAUUUGUAAAAUGUGGGACAUAUUUUUCAAAUGUUAUAAUAAGGCACAAGUAGAAACAAACUGUCCAGCUCUUCAGCUGGUUUUCUGGUUUAAGCAUUACCUGUUAGCAGUUAAUGACAGACAGCCCUGCUGCAUCUGUAUAAAGAUGAAAGAGGUGUGCCUUUUACCAUCAAAAAGCUGUAUGUAAAGGUUAAAAUUGUAUGUAGGAAUAUAUGUUUUGUUUUGUAAGCACAAUCCUGCCUCAAAAUGAUGGCAAAAUGGGCACUUUAGUUCUUAAAGGUGAAUAUGAUUUUCCUUUGCUGGCUUGGUAGUUUUUAACAAUGCAGUUUUGAAACUUAAGAGAACUGACUGGUAUAGCAGUGGUAGCUGCUGUCCUAACUGAAGUCAGUACUGUGUUGACAUAUUCAUCUGCCAUUUGAUUGUCAAUAAUAUUGUUUGAAUUUCUUAAUCAGUGUAACACAAUUAUGGCAGCUCAUUUCAUUUGUUUUUAAUAAUCUAAUAUUAAGCAGCAAAUAAUAAAAUGUUUUUAUUGGUUUAAGAUCACUUAUGCACCCACUACUGCUUAGUCUGUUAAAGCCAGCUCUGCUCUGCUGAGUUGUACCCACAAAGAAUGUCAAACCCUUAAGUUUCAUUGGCUCCAAUAGGACAAACUUGCAGGGAACUUUUGGGGCAAGAACUAACUUAAGUAAUUUUCCUACACAUGGUCUCAGAGCAUUGUGCAUACCAGAUGAUGCAGGUUAAAAAACCCAGUAGGAUCUCUGUAUACUGAGAGAUACUGAGAAUGUUUUGAUUUUUUGUUGAACAACCUCAGGUAGCGCACACACCAUGCAUACAGGUCAAACCAUUGUUGUUAAGCAUGUAACUGACAGAAUGCCAAAGGUACAGCUAUUAUAUCUGCCCAAUCAUUAAUCUCAGUAUUAUUUGAACAUAUUGCUGAACUCAUUUUUGAAUGUGAGCUAUUGUUGCUUUGCAAACAAAAGGGAAAUCUAAAAUUAAAUGACAAAUGUCACUGCACUUGAAAUUUUAGAAAGGCAAGCUUAAAUGUUGCAAAACUGAGAUCCUAUCUGUGUAAGAAAAAAGAACAUCACGACAUAAAUGCAAACAAGCAGUUCUCCCAUUUUUAAAAUAGACAUGUUUUGUUCUUGAAGUCUGUAUUAUUAUGUACUUGUAUUUGCAAAAACUCUCUUAUGUAAAUAAAAUGGCUUAGAAUGGGCUCAGACAACACACCUAAUAAAGGUGAAGCAUUCAAAUGACUGCCUUAUGUUUGGUUGCAUAGGCAUAUUACUUUCUCUUCUUCUGCAAAAUUCAGUCUUGUGAAAAAAGUGAGUAUGUAGCCAGAGGGGA